AUGGGUAAUACCAAACAGCAGGACGAGGCCAUUGCAAACCAUGUCUCUGGCCAGAGCAAUGAGCCCAUGAGCCGUCCCGCUCACGCCUUGAGCUUCGAGGCUGUUGUCGAGGAGCUCAAGACUGAUACCAUGCACGGUCUCAGCACGGCCGAUGCCAAAGAGCGACACGAGAAGUUUGGCAACAACGAUCUCGGCGAAGCUGAUGGCGUUCAACCUCUCAAAAUCGUUAUCGCCCAGGUUGCUAACGCAAUGACACUGGUGCUUAUUCUUGCUAUGGCUGUUUCUUUCGGUAUCAAGUCAUGGAUUGAAGGUGGUGUCGUCGCCUUCAUUAUUGGUCUCAACGUCACCGUCGGUUUCUUCCAGGAAUACUCUGCCGAGAAGACUAUGGACUCGCUCCGAUCCAUGUCUUCUCCUACUGCUAGUGUUGUCCGAGAUGGAGACUCCAAGGUUAUUCCUUCAGUUGAGGUCGUUCCCGGUGAUCUUGUGGAAAUCAAGACCGGAGACACGAUCCCUGCCGAUAUUCGACUGAUUGAGGCUGUUAACUUCGAGACUGAUGAGGCUAUGUUGACUGGUGAGUCUCUCCCCGUUCGAAAGAACGAGGAUGAGGUUUUCGAGGACAGCACCGGACCCGGUGACCGUAUCAACGUCGCCUACAGCUCCUCUACUGUUACCAAGGGACGUGCUAAGGGUAUUGUCUUUGCUACUGGUAUCAGCACCGAGAUUGGUGCUAUCGCUGCUGCCCUCCGAAAGAAGGACAGCAAGGUCCGUCCCGUGAAGCGUAAGCCUGAUGGUUCUGCCAAGCCUCACCGAUACCUCGAAGCCUAUACUCUUACUACUACCGAUGCUGUUGGUCGUUUCCUCGGUGUUAAUGUCGGCACUCCUCUCCAGAAGAAGCUGUCCCGACUGGCAAUCUACCUCUUCGGUACUGCUGUCAUCUGUGCUAUCAUCGUCCUUGCUGCCAAUGACUUCAAUGCCUCCCAGCAAGUUAUUAUCUACGCUGUCGCUACCGGUCUCUCUAUGAUUCCUGCUAGUCUGGUUGUCGUCUUGACUAUCACCAUGGCUGCUGGUACAAAGCGCAUGGUUGAGCGAAACGUUAUUGUCCGAAACCUCAAGGCUCUUGAGGCUCUUGGUGCCGUUACCGAUAUUUGCUCUGACAAGACUGGUACUCUCACUCAAGGUAAGAUGGUUGCCCGUGGAGCCUGGACUCCUGGAAAGGGAACAUAUCUUAUCGAGAACACCACCGAGCCUGUCAACCCUACCCUGGGCGACAUUCGCUGGUCUCGCAGCCAGCCCCACGAGCUUCCCCUCAAGGAUGGUGGUGAUAACUGCGGUGCCCUCUCUUCCGUCAGUGAGCUCCUCACCCAGAGCAAGUCUGCUCUCGUCAAGUUCCUCGAAGUCGCUUCCCUUGCCAACCUUGCCACCGUCAACGAGAAGAACGGCGAGUGGCACGCCCGUGGUGACCCUACCGAAAUUGCCAUCCAGGUCCUUGCCUCCCGCUUUGACUGGAACCGUCUCCGUCUUACUAGCCACGAUGCCGCCAACCAGUACAGUGAGAUCGCUGAACUUCCUUUCGACUCUGACGUAAAGCGAAUGUCCGUCAUCAUGAAGGACAACCGAACCAACCAGCUCUUUGCCUAUACAAAGGGUGCUGUCGAGCGUGUCAUUGGUGCUUGUACCACUUACUGCCCUGAGGAUGAUGAUGAGCAAGUUCCCAUCACCGAGGAGUUCCGCGAGCAGAUCCUCCGCAACAUGGAGUCUUUCGCUGGCAUGGGUCUCCGUGUCCUUGCUCUUGCUUCCAAGCCCUACAAUGUCGACAUGAAGAAGGGUGAUGAGGUUGACCGUACCACUGUUGAGUGUGAUCUUGUUUUCCGCGGUCUUGUUGGUCUUUACGAUCCUCCCCGUCCUGAGUCUGCUCCUGCUGUCCGAGAGUGCCAUCAGGCUGGUAUCUCCGUCCACAUGCUUACUGGUGACCACCCCGAGACCGCUAAGGCUAUUGCCAUCGAAGUUGGUAUCCUACCUACCCGCAUGGAUAUGGUUGCCGAAGAUUCUGCUGCCAUUAUGGUUAUGACUGCUACCCAGUUCGAUGGUCUUACCGAUGAUGAGGUCGACCAGCUUCCUUUCCUCCCUCUGGUUAUUGCUCGAUGUGCUCCUCAGACUAAGGUCCGCAUGAUCGAAGCUCUCCACCGAAGAGACAAGUUCUGCGCUAUGACUGGUGAUGGUGUUAACGAUUCCCCCUCUCUCCGCCGUGCCGAUGUUGGUAUUGCCAUGGGUCAAGCCGGUUCCGAUGUCGCCAAGGAUGCUUCCGAUAUUGUUCUCAGUGACGAUAACUUCGCUUCUAUUGUUGCCGCUAUCGAGGAGGGUCGCCGUAUCUUUGACAACAUCCAGAAGUUCAUUCUCCACGUGCUCGCCACCAACGUCGCUCAAGCCCUCGUCCUUCUCGUCGGUCUCGUCUUCAAGGACCGUACCGGUCUCUCUGUCUUCCCCAUCGCCCCUGUCCAGAUCAUGUGGAUCAUCAUGGCUACCUCUGGUCUUCCUGACAUGGGUCUCGGUUUCGAGCGUGCCGUCGCUGGUAUCCUCCACCGACCCCCUAUCUCGCUCAAGACUGGUGUUUUCUCUUUCGAGUUCAUCAUCGACAUGGUUUUCUACGGUCUCUGGAUUGCUCUUCUGUGCCUCAGCUCUUUCGUCCUCCGUCUCUACGCCUUUGGCGACGGUGAGCUCGGUGAGGACUGUAACGACACCUACAGCGAGAGCUGUGAGACUGUCUUCAAGGCCCGUGCUACCACCUUUGCUUGCCUUACCUGGUUCUCUCUCUUCCUCGCUUGGGAGAUGAUUGACAAGCGACGAUCUUUCUUCCGCAUGCAGCCUGGCUCCAAGCUCUACCUCACCCAGUGGAUGCACGACAUCUGGCGCAACCAGUUCCUCUUCUGGGCCAUCAUGCUCGGUAUCAUCACCCUCUUCCCCAUCCAGUACAUCCCCGUUAUCAGCGACACCGUCUUCAAGCACAAGGGCAUCACCUGGGAGUGGGCCAUUGUCUUUAUCGCUGCUUUCCUCUUCUUCGCCGGUGUUGAGGCCUGGAAGUUCGGCAAGCGUGUUUACUUCCGCCGUCAAGCUGCCAAGUCGAAUGGCACUGACUGGAAGGAUAUGGACCUCGAGCAGCGCACCUUUGGCGAGUAUCUCACUCCCGACUCUAGCGAGGCUAGCGUCCGCCACGACUCCGAGAAGGUUGACGCUCAGGCUGCCGCUCGCAACAACAAUAUGACCGAGAAGAAGGCUUAA
This is a messenger RNA of Fusarium sp. VM40, 3276 nucleotides long. NCBI's taxonomy places the organism in Eukaryota, Fungi, Ascomycota, Sordariomycetes, Hypocreales, Nectriaceae. The record is from the annotation of a GenBank genome assembly.